This is a messenger RNA of Mauremys mutica (yellowpond turtle), 9914 nucleotides long. It is a transcript of the gene ATRN, whose product is annotated as attractin. Lineage: Eukaryota; Metazoa; Chordata; Testudines; Geoemydidae. The coding region runs from base 424 to 4557 and encodes 1377 amino acids. The transcript is spliced from 29 exons. Gene Ontology annotation, cellular component: Golgi apparatus. Gene Ontology annotation, molecular function: protein binding. The record is from RefSeq and is a predicted model, not a curated record.
GGGACAGCUGGUCACCCUAGCCGGUGAACGCCAGGCGCCUCCGCAGGGCCCCAUCGCUGGCUGCUGGGCGCCCCUCCUCUAUGGCACUGCAGCAGGAGACGGGCCCCACCCCGCGCCGCUCUGGCCGCCGCUGCCCGCUCUCGAUGGUAGUCCCCGUCCGCUCGGGAGAGCGAUAUGUCAGUGCACGGCGUGCGGGUGAUGACGUCAUCGGCCGCGGCCCGACGGGCGCCUCAGUCCUGCCGCUGAGAGUCGGGAGAGCGAGUGCGAGCGGCGCUACUGAGCAGCCUCCUUCCUCAUCGGCCACCGUAUCGGAAGCCCGCAGCUCCCUCGCCGGCCACCGUCCGGUCGCUCAGCCCACCCGGGAGGCUUAGGGAGACAAGGGGUCCGAAGCUCUCACCUCUCCCAAGUCGGCGGCGGCGGCAGAUGGAGCGGAGCAGCCGGAGGCAGCCGGCGGCAGGGAGACUGGGCUCGCAGGGCGGCCGGCCGCGGCGCUUCUGGGGGCGGCCCCCGGCUCAGCUUCUCCUGGUGCUGCUGCUGCUGCUGCUGGUGCCGGGGCCCGAGGCGGCGGCGGCCGAGGGGAAGGAGUGCGAUAAGCCGUGCGCCAAUGGCGGGCGCUGCCAGCCGGGCAGCGGGCAGUGCGAGUGCCAGGCCGGCUGGGUGGGGGACCAGUGCCAGCACUGCGGGGGCCGCUUCAGGCUAACUGGAUCUUCUGGAUAUGUAACAGAUGGGCCUGGACAUUAUAAAUACAAAACAAAAUGCACAUGGCUCAUUGAAGGAAAGCCAAAUACAGUCUUGAGGCUUCGAUUCAAUCACUUUGCUACAGAAUGCAGUUGGGACCAUUUGUACGUGUAUGAUGGAGACUCAGUUUAUGCUCCAUUAGUGGCAGCCUUUAGUGGUCUUAUUGUUCCUGAGAAGGAUGGCAAUGAAACAAUCCCAGAAGUUGUAGCCACUUCUGGCUAUGUCCUACUGCAUUUCUUUAGUGAUGCUGCCUAUAAUUUGACAGGGUUUAAUAUCACCUAUAAUUUCGACAUGUGUCCCAAUAAUUGUUCUGGCCGAGGAGAGUGCAAACACAGUAACGGCAGUAACACUGUUCAAUGUGAAUGUUCUGAACACUGGAAAGGAGAGGCGUGUGAUAUUCCUUAUUGCACAGAGGAUUGUGGAUAUCCUGCAAGAGGUCAGUGCAACAUGAAUGGGACCAAAGGAUGCUCGUGCAAUUCAGGCUGGCAAGGUCCUGGCUGUGCAGUCCCUGUACCAGCUAAUCAGUCAUUCUGGACUCGUGAAGAAUACUCUAGUCCGAAGCUUCCCAGAGCGUCUCACAAAGCUGUUGUCAAUGGCAAUGUAAUGUGGGUUGUUGGAGGCUACAUGUUCAAUCAUACCGAUUCCCAUAUGAUUUUAGCGUAUGACCUUGUUUCUGAGGAGUGGCUUCCACUGAACAGCAUUGUGAACUCUGUAGAGAUCAGAUAUGGUCAUUCAUUGGCGUUACAUGAGAAUAAAAUCUAUAUGUAUGGAGGAAAAAUAGAUGCAAUGGGGAAUGUGACCAAUCAACUCUGGGUAUUCCAUAUACACAAUGAGUCAUGGGUUCAAGUGAUCCCAAAAGCCAAGGAGCAGUAUGCAGUUGUUGGCCACUCAGCACACAUCGUCACUCUGGGAGAUGGCAGUGCUGUUAUGCUCGUCAUCUUUGGGCACUGCCCUCUGUAUGGUUAUAUCAGCAAUGUGCAGGAAUAUAACCUUGCGACAAAUACAUGGAAUAUUUUACAAACAAGUGGAGCCUUGGUGCAGGGAGGGUAUGGUCAUAGCAGUGUUUACGAUCCAAACACCAAAUCAAUCUAUAUCCAUGGAGGUUACAAAGCGUUCAGUGCUAACAAGUAUAGACUAGCAGAUGACUUAUACAAAUAUGAAGUUGAUACACGGAUGUGGACAAUUCUUAAAGAUAGUAGAUUUUUCCGCUAUUUGCACACUGCUGUGAUAAUGAGUGGAACCAUGCUGGUGUUUGGAGGAAAUACACACAAUGACACAUCAAUGAGCCAUGGUGCUAAGUGCUUUUCUUCAGAUUUUAUGGCAUAUGAUCUUGCUUGUGAUCAUUGGUCAGUACUUCCUCGACCUGAUCUCCAUCAUGAUGUCAACAGAUUUGGACAUUCUGCUGUGCUGAGUGACAGCACUGUGUAUAUAUUUGGGGGGUUCAACAGUCUCCUUCUGAGCGAUAUCCUGAGGUAUACACCAGAAAGCUGUGAAGCUUAUGACAAUGAGACGUCUUGCUUAAGAGCAGGUCCUGGAGUCAGGUGUGUGUGGAACACCACUUUUUCUCUGUGUGUCCCAUGGGAAAGAGCAACAGUAGAGCAACAACAAAAAGUUUUCGAAGAAUGUCCUUCUAAACCAGAUCAUGAAAAAUGUAAUCAGAUUACAGACUGCUAUAGCUGUACAGCGAAUACAAAUAACUGUCAAUGGUGCACUGACCAGUGUAUCUUAAAGCAUAACAACUGCACAGAAGAUCAGGUACCCAUUACUGAAUAUGAUAAAUGCCCCAAGGAUAACCCUGCAUAUUACUGUAACAAAAAGACAAGUUGUAAAAGCUGUGCCAUGGAUCAGAACUGCCAGUGGGAGCCCAGGAAUCAAGAAUGCAUAGCCUUACCUGAAAAUAUCUGUGGAGCAAACUGGCAUUUGGUUGGCAACUCGUGUUUGAAAAUCAAUAGCACAAAAGAGAGCUAUGACAAUGCUAAAUUGGCGUGCAGAACUCAGAAUGCUCUGCUGGCAUCUUUCACAACCCAGAAGAAGGUGGAAUUUGUUCUAAAAGAGCUGCAGAGAAUGCAGUCUUUGGCCAAAACUUUGACCCCCUGGGUUGGGCUGCGGAAGAUCAAUGUGUCAUACUGGUGCUGGGAAGACAUGUCUCCAUUUACAAACACCUUGCUCCAGUGGCUGCCUGGGGAACCAAGUGGUGCUGGAUUUUGUGGAUAUUUAGCUGAGUCUUACCAGCAGGGAUUGAAGGCCGCAACAUGUAUCGACCACGUUAAUGGCAGUAUCUGUGAAAGGCCUGCUAACCACAGUGCCAAGCAAUGUCGCACACCCUGUGCCUUGAGGACGGCGUGUGGAGAGUGCACGAGUGGCAGCUCUGAGUGCAUGUGGUGCAGUAACAUGAAACAGUGCGUGGAUUCAAAUGCUUACGUGGCCUCUUUCCCCUAUGGCCAGUGUAUGGAGUGGUACACCAUGAGCAGUUGUCCACCUGCAAACUGUUCUGGCUACUGCACAUGUGCUCAUUGUUUGGAACAGCCUGGCUGUGGUUGGUGUACGGACCCUAGUAACACAGGAAAGGGGAAAUGCAUGGAAGGCUCCUACAGAGGUCCAGUAAAGAUGCCAUCUCCACCAACAACAGGAAAAUACUACCUGGAACCCAUCCUUAAUGUCAGCAUGUGUCCAGCAGAGAACAAAUACAACUGGUCCUUUAUCCAGUGUCCAGCCUGCCAGUGCAAUGGGCACAGUAAAUGUGUAAAUGAAAGCAUCUGUGAAAAGUGUGAGAACCUGACAACUGGCAAACACUGUGAGACUUGUAUAUCCGGCUACUAUGGAGAUCCUACUAAUGGAGGAACAUGCCAGUCUUGCAAGUGUAAUGGUCAUGCCUCUAUCUGUAAUACAAAUACAGGAAAGUGUUUCUGUACUACCAAAGGAAUUAAAGGAGAUGAGUGUCAACUGUGUGAGGUAGAAAAUCGAUACCAGGGAAAUCCACUUAAAGGAACGUGUUAUUAUACCCUUCUUAUUGACUAUCAGUUCACCUUCAGCCUUUCCCAAGAGGACGAUCGCUACUAUACUGCAAUCAAUUUUGUAGCAACACCUGAAGAGCAAAAUAGAGACCUGGACAUGUUUAUCAAUGCAUCUAAAAACUUCAACCUCAACAUAACUUGGUCAACAAGUUUUGCAGCUGGCACACAGGCAGGAGAGGAGAUUCCAGUUGCUUCAAAGUCCAACAUAAAGGAAUACAAGGACAGCUUCUCCAAUGAGAAAUUUGAUUUCCGGAGCAACCCCAACAUCACUUUUUUUGUUUACGUCAGCAACUUCACCUGGCCAAUAAAAAUACAGAUUGCUUUCUCACAGCACAGCAACUUUAUGGACCUGGUACAGUUCUUUGUGACAUUUUUCAGUUGUUUCCUGUCUUUGCUCCUGGUGGCUGCCGUGGUUUGGAAGAUUAAACAAAGUUGCUGGGCAUCGCGUCGAAGAGAGCAACUACUCCGUGAGAUGCAACAGAUGGCUAGCCGUCCCUUUGCCUCCAUCAAUGUUGCCUUAGAAACAGACGAAGAGCCGCCUGAUCUCAUUGGAGGAAGCAUAAAGACUGUUCCGAAACCAAUAGCGCUGGAACCCUGUUUUGGAAACAGAGCAGCAGUCCUCUCAGUAUUUGUGAGGUUGCCUCGAGGAAUGGGUGGUAUCCCGCCGCCAGGGCAGUCAGGUCUUGCAGUGGCCAGCGCUUUGGUGGACGUUUCACAACAAAUGCCAAUUGCCUACAAAGAGAAAUCAGGAGCAGUACGAAAUCGGAAACAACAGCCCCCGGCACAGCCAGGAACCUGUAUUUGAUGCAUGGACAUCAUAAACUGUCUCUCUAGGGUUUUAAACACCAGUAACACAUAGGAGGAGGAGGAGAAGAAGAAAGAUUUUACAGUGGUGACACAAAAGAGACUAAAAAUAUAUGGAAAAUGCAACUUCCUUGAACCCAGCUUUUUUUCUCAUACACUUGAUAGUUGGCUUUGUUUGACAAUUGCUCCACUUAAGUUUUACUGACAUAUGCCACUGGAUGGUUCAACCUUUUUUUUCCCCCCGGUUUAAAAAAAAAAAAAAAAGAUUUCAGGUCCAGUAACCUCUAAUCACCACCACUGAAGGUCAGUGUAAAUAAAACGCUGGUACAAACAUAAAUGACACUCAGGUUUAUGCAUGGAAAGUGCAUUAUAGUACAUGUAUUUAUCCAACUGUGCCAAAAGGGGAAAAAAAAAAAGAUGCAGCAUUUCCAGGUAAGUCUCAGCCCUCAGCACAUGAAAACAAUAUUAAACUUCAUUGUUGCUUUCAUUUCAGAUGUAAUCAUUUCAAAGAUUUUCUGUUUAUUCCCACAUUAUUUAAUUAGUGCUCUUUUUUUUGGUCAUUUAUGGUCCAGCUCAAUAUAUAGCAUCAAGGUAGGAAAGAAUGAAGCAAAGAUUGAAUAUUGUACAUUGCUUACGCGGAAUUCAAUCUUUGCAAAGUUGAAUGUGGUUUUCUAAAGCACUAGUGUUUCUAUUGUCUUAAUCCGGUUGAAAUACAUGCCCACAAGUGCCUAGACUUAGGCAGAUCUAGGAAGUGAGGGAAUUAGUACCCACAGGUUUUUACAUAAUUGUCUUCCUAUGUUCCUGUAAAAGUUAAUUAGUUACCUAAGGCAAUCUGUGCCAUUUGUAAUGCAUCAUUUGUAGUCAGGGAAGAUGAGGGCAUUUUCCCACCCAAGAAACGACUUAACCUGGGGGCAGCAUCUUGGGGGGAAAGUGGAAUUGAGUUCCUGUGUUUUAUGUGAACGCUGCUGUUUUCACCAGCUGGCAUAAAGGGAAGUUGUAUGUACCUGUGGCCUGCUACCUAAUUAUCCCUUGGUGUUACCUUCUGAGUCCUUUUCUGCCCAUUUGGCCUCCCCUGUUGUUGUGGACAAGGACUGCACCCUGUCGGUGGUCAGAAGUGCUGCUGUUCAGCACUUCCUCUUCUAGGCCCCAUUGGUCUGAGGAUUUUAAUUUAAAAAAACAUAGUAGCUCUGUUUGGCCUCUUGUUUGAAUGUUCAAUCUUGAAUUACCCCCAGUGACUGUACAGUGUGAGGUAGCUGCCUUGGACGUCUGAGGGAGACGUACUGCUGGUAGGAUACACUCGGUAGGUGUAGAAGAGGGCUUUGUGUAGCAAGGGAUUUAUGAUACUUACUAACUCUUUUUGCAAUCGAGCCUCAAAAUGAUGCUGAGGAGGUUUAUUAGACUCGAAGUUGGGCCUACCUUGUAAUCGUUAGAAUCUGACAUAAGAGGAGGUGCAGAUUCUCGGUAUCCCCAGUGCUUUUAAGCCCAAAGUGUAACUGUUAACUAACAGACUUUGUUACCACACCACAGCCAAGUGUAGUUGCGAUGUUGAUGCUGACACACGGACGUUGUUGUGUUGAGGUACCAAACAAGGUGUCAUUGUUAAAUAACUGUAGUAAGUUUAGUUCCAUUCAGAGCACUGGGGUUGAGUCUGGUUUUGGCUGGGGUAUUAUUUACUAACUGAAAAAUAAAUUGAGUGCGGGGGAGAAAUGUAAACUGCAAAGUAACUGUUGAAUAUUGUUUGAUGUUAGCGCCCUCGUCCCAAGAUAAAACUGAAGUAACUGCAUCUUUUUUUUUUUCUUUUGCGUUUUUGGCAAUCUACAACGUAUCCAUCAGGUUUUGCAAACCCUGGAAUUCUUUCUUUGAGGUGUAACAUUUGAAUAGGAAAAUCAAUCACUGUGCAUCUCAGAACAAGAGUGGUGGUGGUAAAGAUUGUAAGUUGGUGGGCCGCAAACCUACAAACAAGAACUCUAAUGAAUCUUCUCCUAACAAAUACAACACUCCAGGAAAAUUCUUGUUAAAAACACAUCUCUUUUUUAAAUCUAUUUCUAAACCUGCAAGUUAAAUGUCCUGGGGGGGGGUGAUAAGGAGAAACUUUGUGGGGUGAAGGUUUUUAGUCAACUUGAAUAUUAGCUGGUGCACAGAUUACCUCAGAGUCACUUCCCAAAAGAACUUGCAACUUCCCUUUGUUUAUAGGGCUGCCCGGGCUAGACCGCACCAGAGAAAUAACACAAGGUAAAAUGUCCCCCCUGUAUAUUUAAUUACCUCACAAAUGUUCAGUUCAGAUGCAGAUCUAGUAUUCAUGGACCCUUACCCCAUUACCCAUCACACUGGGCAAACGAACACAGGCUACAGUUCAGGAAAGCUCUUAACCUUAUGUCUAAGUCCAUACUUAUUCAGGACAGCACUUAAGCAGGUGCCUAAAGUUACGCCUAUGCUUAGGUGUUUCCCUGUAAAGAAAUGCUUUGCUAAAUGGGGGCCAUUAAGUGAAAUUAUUUUUAAUUUAAAAAAAAAAUCAUUUCUGUUCCCUUUUAGAGUAUUGUCUUACGCUUAGAUUGUUGUCUCAAUUGCUCAUAGCGGAAGCAUGCCCAGAACGCUCUCAAGAGAGGAGUUAAGGGUUAGAUGUUAAAAAUAAGGAAGAUGAGCAAAAUUGAUCAACAUUAAGUUUAAUUGAGCCAAAAACUGUAAAUAGAGGAAUAAGACUUUAUUAAUAUAAGUGAAACAAAAAGAUCCUUUAGGCUUUCGCCCUGCUUUGUAUCUUAUCUCCAUACGGACAAGGGAAAAGAGAACUCUCAUACAUAUCUCAGCUGCAAGGAGUUUCAUCCCAGUUCAAAAUAAAUUAUCGGGGAAGGGGUGAAGAGAGAGGGGAGGGAAAGGGAGGGGAAGAAGAAAACAAACUGCAGGUGUUUCAUCAAUGUACCAACAUCAAAAGUGGAUGAUUGGGAGUCAGGGAGGGGAUUCUUUAAAAAACAACCACCUGUAAUUCAUGGGAGACUCUGUAAAUAAAUGAGAAAUAACACCCUGAUUUUGCACUUGUACAUAAACUAUACAGUAGUGUGCAGAAUGUGGAAAGAGUUAGCGUGUAUAUAAAACAGAAAUAUCGAAUGUAUUUUUGAUGCAUUUUAAAUUAUGUAUGAGUUUUGUCUUAACUUCUUCAUAUGAUGAUUAGGUAACUUUCCAGAGCUUUAAAAAGUCAUCACAUGAAUUCCUGAUACCUGGCAGUAGAAAGCAAGGGGGGCGUGACCUGACAUUUUUAUGUAUUUAAAUGCAUUUCACUUGAACAAUAUAAGCAAAGUAGUUUUAAAUACAGCUUUUCCAUUUAAAAAAGAACAAUUGGAGAAGGUGACAUUUAUACUUAAAGCAGCCACUAUUAUGAGAUUAUUAAGUUGGUGGUGUGCUGUUCAAGCCUCUACCAUUAAGACUGUGCUAGUGAUUCCAUUCCAAAUCACUAUUUUCAGGGUUUUAUAACCCUGGGUGAAAUUUGGUAUAGAAGGUCACACUGUUCACUGGGAACAUUUUUAUUCUUUGAGAAGUGUAUUUUGAUUUUUAACUGGAAAUGUUGCAACCUCCUUAUUGUAGAAAAGUCAAAUAGUGCCACUGGAUACAAAAAUACGUUAAUUGGAACCAAUUUUUGUUCACAAACCUGCUCCAGUUUUUUCACCAGAAUUUCAUUUGCAUUUUUUUAGCCUGCCUGAUAGGGUACAGGCAGACCCUGCAGUCAUGUUUGUCAGUAAUUUGUAUACAGAGGAAGAUUUAUGGGUACCCCCACCCAUCAAGUCUCUCUUAGAGCUGUGAGGUUAAAAACAUACUGUAGCAAAAAUGCCGAUGUGCAUGGUGCCUGUGAAUUCCCAAUAUGUAAUGUACCAAAAUAUGGUGAUAUUGUAUAGUGAAAGAAUGACAGGCCAUAAAAGGUGUCUUGUGCCAGAUAUAUACUUCCUUAAAUGCAGGAUGCAUACUAAAUAUUGUUCUUGUAUGUCAUGCUCUAUCUGGCAAAACUGUACCAAAAUAUAUAUUUACUGGGUUUAUAGUGUGUUUGUUCAUCUAGCCAGGCCUAAAUUUAGCUUAAAUGACCCUUUAGUGAAAUACAUGCCCCCUCCCCCAAGGGACUGAAAUAAAACAUUACGGUUUUCACACAAACCAGAGAAGCCAAUUCAAUCCUGAAUUGACAUGAAUGUUAGAGAUUUUUUUUCUUUUUCAUAAAAGCCUACAUUCAGGAUGGAGUGUCAAAUGGAACUUUGAAUCUGCUGGCUUUUGGCUUGCCACAAUGCUUUAAAUAUUGUAUCUGUAAAUGUGUGUGCUCCACCACUGAACUUAAAACAAAAACUGACGAUACAUGUCAGGAGCGACUUUUAAACUAAGCCAUCUACGUUUCCAUGGUAAUCUCGGGGGUUUUUUUUAACCUUAAAUCUUCAUUUGGGAAUGCAACAGUUUGUUUUUCAAUGCACUCCUAAAGUAAGCUGGGAGAUCAGGUUCUCUGAAGAAAUGUGCAUGUUUCAUGUGCAAAGGUGCAACGCCAUCUCAUUUUUGAAUAUAUAUGCACUAGCUUUUGGGGUGGAGUGGAGGCAAAAGAGGGAUAAGAGAUGCUUUUACUUUUCUGACAUGCUGUAGAUAAUUUUAGUCAUGACCUUGCGUUCUGUUCUAGUUGCUUGAAAUAAGUAAGUUCAACAUGUGCUAGUAAUGCCUAGAAUAGCACACUUGCUGUUUAUUCUGCUUCUGGAUCAGGAUGAUUGUUGCUCAAUUUACUGUGUCCUUCUAAAACAAUAAACUACCUUUGUGCGUCUUCCAGGUACUAAAGACAUUUCCUCCUCUGUUAUCCACCCACUCCAAAAUGUUCACCAGGAAAAAUAACAAAAAAACCCACCACAAAUCUAUUUGUGGAAGAGUGUAAAAUACAUCGGUCCAUUUUUUUAAAAAAAUAAAUAAAUAAAAAAAAUAGGUUUUAUAUUACUCUGAAAUUUGUGCACACUAAAUGUUCUUUACACUAAGAUCCUUGAACUAAUUCUGUCUUAAUUUUUUUUGUUCUGUAGUUAUUUACAGUCCUUAUCUGUGUUCCGACUCAAGCUUAGUUUGUUAAUAUGUAUAAUUUAGCGUUUAUUGCAUUCAUAUGUAAAUACCGAGUAAGUAUUGUAAACUAUUUCAUUGCUGGGGAUUGUGGGUGUUAUACAUACACGCAUUUAGGACUGCAGUUUUUUGGUAUAAUUUUUUGUAUUGUAAAAUAACAGCUAAUUUAAGCAGGAACAAGAGAAUUAUGGGAAGUCGGUACAUUUUAAACACAAAUGUGAAGUACAUGUACAUAAAUACAAAGUAAAUAAUGCAAAACUUCCUUCUGAAAUAAAAAGUAGAAAAUCUGGUUAAAAUGUC